Molecule: messenger RNA, 2509 nt
Organism: Sitodiplosis mosellana (orange wheat blossom midge)
Lineage: Eukaryota; Metazoa; Arthropoda; Insecta; Diptera; Cecidomyiidae
Exons: 10
Coding region: 58-2409 (783 amino acids)
Source: RefSeq, a predicted model, not a curated record
GUUUCAUGACAGUCAAACUUAUAGUUAAAAUCAGUUCAAUCAAAUUAUCAGUCAAAAAUGGAAAUUUUCCAUUCUCUAACAGAGUAUUUGGUUCAAUUGUGUGGCCAUUCGUCAUAUCAUCGACUUAUUUCACUAUUCAGCAACUCGGAAUUUGCGCAGAAUGCUCGACUUGGUUUACAGCGAGCUAUUGAUAUUCUAACUGCACCAGAUUUUAUGAAGAACGCUUCAAUUUUCGUUGCCCUCAGUUAUGUUGGUGUCCUUAUCGGUGGUCCGAUUGGGCUAGCUCUCGGUGGAAUAGCCGCUUUUGGAAUGGUUAAAUGGCAGAAAGCUUUUCAAUUACCCAACACAAUCAGCUCAAAUGCUCAAAGUUUGGUACAUAAUUUGAAAUUACCACAUUUUAUCACAGUAGCGACAGUAAGUGCAGUACUGAGUUUUCUAUGUUUCAUUCUUGGAGGUCGAGUUGAUGUGGCAAUUGGAGGAAUGCUUGGCCAAUUAAUUGCAUACACAGCUGUUGAAUUGAAAUAUCUUGAACCGGUCAUUCAAAAUGCGAAAUACGUCGUAUUUUGCAUCGCAACUUUUGUUUCGGGAUUAAUUGGCUACUAUUGGCCUGAUUGGCAAAUCGUUUAUGGAACAUUCGAAGCGGCCUACAAGACACUAUACCCGUGUAUACCAUUUGUCGUUGAGUUGGUGAAACAUCCACACUUCCUUGGAGUCGUAAUUUCUAUGUUUAUACUUUGUAUAGCUAUACUGGGGUCAUAUCUAAAUUGUUACGAACACAAUCCAUUACGCUGGAGAAUGCUAACGACUAUGAUCGGCGAAAUUUCACGAACAACCACAAAAUCUCUUGCAUCACAUGUUAUCAAGAGAGCUGUCAUCAUUGUCAUUGGAAUCUGUGGGCUGGUAGGACUGGUUACUUUUGGUAUUUAUAAUUGGGAAAUUGUUCACCAAAAAGUCAAAUUGACGUACGAAUGUUUGUCUCCAAUCAUAAUACAUCUUUCUGAAUAUUUAAACAAAACAAUUGAAGUGGCCCAUAAAGAACUGCAUAAUAUUAUGAUACAACUUCCAAAUUACGUGGCAAAACCUCAUUUCGUCAAGAGAACAGCUUUAUGCAUAAUUGUGAGCGUAAUUGGCUUGAUUGCAUACAAAAUUUAUCAACGGAAACGCGAUUCUUCGGUAAAGACCGACCUUGCGCCGAAAACAGAGACACAAAUUCCUUUCAAGAUGUUGUAUUAUUAUCUAAAAUCAACUCGUACACUUAAGGGUGCUGCAAUUGGGGCUGGAACCAGUUUUACACUUGGAUUGUCUGCUAUUGCAAUUUGGAAAUGGCCAACUGCUGAGCCAGUGCUCAUGGCAAUAAUAAGAAAUCUAUUGAAUGCAAAGAAAACUCUGCUACAAUUAAUUAAAACCAAAUAUUUCAUCAUCGGAGCAGUAGUUUAUAUGACUUUUGGCCUUAUUAGUAUGCUCAUAUAUGUUGUCCCUCAAUGGAGUAUUACAGUUUUAUCAAGAGUCAAGGCAACGAUCACUGAAGUUCGAUGCGCAUACCUGGAGCUUGAAGAUUUGGUGAUUGAAAUAUGUUUGAAUUUUUAUUUUUCGAUCUGUUUUACAGUAUAUGAUGCACAGGAAUUUUUAUCCCUUUUCAAUCAAAAUCUAAUUUCACAGCUCAAUGCCAACGAAAUAUUCACAUCACUGCUGCGAAAAGUGAACGAAUCGAUCUACAAAACAAUCGAUUUAAUCAAAGGGUGUUUGUCAUUGAUGGAGAGCCAACUUGUUAAUAUGUAUAUCAUAAAGUUGAUAGAAGCGAUAAAUAAGCCAGAAUUUGUGAAUGGUGCUUUAGUAUGUGCCGGAUUUAGUGUCAUUGGUUUUUUGUUUGGCGGUUUGAAUGGCUUUGUCAUCGGGCUUAUUCUGGCUGAAUUGUUUCUUCAAGGAAUUUCACAAUACCCGAAUGGUUCAACAGCUCUUGGCGAUGCAAUUAUAGACAAUUUGGGGAUACCACAAACUCAAACCCACUGGUUGAACCUUUUUGGUACUGUUUACAAGUUGGAAUUGCCAAAAGAGGAUAUUUCAACGUUGCAGCAAUGGGAAGAGCACAAAAAAACAGCCGUUUUCCAAAGUUUCUUCUCUUUUAUACGCGAUGAGUUAAGGCUCAAGGUAUCGGAGUUGCAUGUGAAACUAAAUCGUUCAGAAGAUUCAACUCAAAAUCGUUUGAUUGAAUCAAAAGUUUCCAGCCAAACAAGAAUUUCCAGAAGAAACGAUCCUACAUGCGGCAGGGAAACGAAUGUGAACGCCACACAAAAUGAUGAACAUAAAGAAGAUGGCGAUUCAGUUGAUAUCUCAACUGAACAAUGUACAAUGAAUAUUGGAGCGAGUGGCGAAAAACCAUACGCAAUCAGCAUGAUUUUUGGACAAUAGAAAGUUAUGUGCAGAUUUUUGACAUUUCUUCAGUCAAAGUUUUAUUCAAAAUUUCAAUCAAGUUAAAAAAAAUCAUUAAAAUUCUCAAAUAAAAAAAAAU